AUGGGUGACGGGCGGCCGUGGUGGUCGGGCCCGCGCCGCGUGCGCCGCGUGCACGGCCUCCAGCUGCCACUACACCCGCAGCAGGUGCUCGCGUGGCUGGUGAUGGCCGCCUUUACCUCCCUCAUGUACGGCGCCGUCCUCCCCGCCCUCCACUCGCGCCUCGCCACGCCCCUCGCCGUAGUGACGGGCAUGGUGUUCGCCGCCCACAUCCUAACGCACAUCGUGGCGCUGGCGCUGGACCCCGCCGACACGCAGCUGCGCGCCCGCAAGGACAGGCAGCAGGUGCCCGAAUUCGAUAGAAAUGUGCAUUCGCACGUCAUAGAAAAUGGACGCUGCCAUCUGUGUAAUAUAACCAUAUCUUCUAGUCGGACUAAGCACUGCAGCGCUUGCAACAAGUGCGUGGAUGUGUUUGAUCACCACUGCAAGUGGCUGAACCACUGCGUGGGCCGCCGCAACUACCGCGUGUUCCUGGCGUGCGUCAUCACGGCCAUCCUCUCGUGUUUGCUGGUCAUGGCUACCUGCCUCGCAGAGAUCGUGCUCUACUACUUCAAGCGGGAGUACCUGGCGCCGUGGGAAUCCCCGCGCCCCGAGGUGCCCCCGCCCCCCGUGGAGGAGGUGGAGGACGAGGCAUCGCUCACGUGCUCGGAGGGCGCGCCCUACUGCCACUUCUCCAUCUUCGGUGCUUUGGUCUACGACGGCGCCUUCAUCGGCCUCCUGUCCACGCUGUUCUCAGUGGCGUUGGUGGCCGAGGUCCUGCUCGUCCACCUGGCCGCCUUCCACGCCUACAUCAUCUGCCUGGGCUUCACCACCUACGAGUACAUCCGGGGGCAUCACCUCCGGGGCUCGACCUCCGCCCACUCCUUCAGCACGUAUGGGCGUGACGGCGGCACGGAGCGCGAGGGCGCCGUGUGCGGGUGGGCGGUGAAGCGGGUGCCCGCCAACAACCAGAUCACGCCCUCCUCCACCACGGACACUAACCUCCUGUCCACAAUAUCCGUGGACUCCCUCAGCACCUCCACCACCACGGCCCGCUCCCCCCGGUCUUCCACAUCCACCACGCCCGGCCUCUCCCCCACCACGCCCUCGGACGACAGCCGCUCGCCGUCGGCCUCCAAGAACCAGCUCCUCAACCACAGCUCGCGCAUCCAGCAGAGCGGCGGGCGGGGCUGCUCGGCCAUGGCGUCCCCCACCAACACCGCGCCCAGAACGCCUCCGACGAGGGCCUCCAGCGUGCCACAGCUGCCCCAGAUCCAGGUGGGGCGCGCCAGGGCCCAGUUGAGGACCCUCAGCCGGGCGGUGUCGACCGCGGUCAGCGAAUUCACGGUGGACGAGGACGUCGAGGUGCGCGUGGUGGCGCUGCCGCGGCCGCGACCGUCUCGUCGAAGACUGCGCUCCAGCAUAGCGCCGCACUUGUCGCCCAUCAAGGAGUGCGACCAGAUAGCGCCCAGCCCGCCCACGGUGCGGGCGGUGCGCGAACAAUCGAGUGCGUCCCCGAGUCCGGCCGGCAGUCCCGCCCAAACCCCCGUUCACACGCCCUCCCGCAGUCCGCGGCCGAGCCCCGUGCGCGGGCCGCACACGCCCACCAAGGUGAGUCCGCUGGCGGGCGGCGCCGACGUGACGAGACGUGCCAACGGCCACAGUGUUGUCAGUCGAGUGAAGAUGAACGGUAACAUCGGCGAGACCACCAAUGGCUACAGCAGGACGCCGCCGCCAGUGUCUAGUGCCAAUACCAAGUUGCUGAAGGAGGUGGGGGCGCACGGCGGCGUGUACGUCGGGCCCCAGGACCCCAACUGCAACAUCCUGGGGUCGAGGGCGUGUAACAGCGGUUCCGCCCCGCGUACCAACGGCACGGUGGCCCACGUGGAACUACACAUGUAG
This is a messenger RNA of Penaeus indicus, 1878 nucleotides long. Its product is annotated as palmitoyltransferase ZDHHC11-like. The record is from RefSeq and is a predicted model, not a curated record. Gene Ontology annotation, cellular component: endoplasmic reticulum; Golgi apparatus. The transcript has a single exon. The coding region runs from base 1 to 1878 and encodes 625 amino acids. Gene Ontology annotation, molecular function: protein-cysteine S-palmitoyltransferase activity. Gene Ontology annotation, biological process: protein targeting to membrane; peptidyl-L-cysteine S-palmitoylation. NCBI's taxonomy places the organism in Eukaryota, Metazoa, Arthropoda, Malacostraca, Decapoda, Penaeidae.